AUGAAGGACGACGAUGCGGAGCAACGAAGGAAGAGACAAGAAGAGGAAACGGCAAGCCCGCCCUCGUUCUGGUCUUUUCUUGUUCAGAAAGCCUUCCUGUUGGAUGAGGAUGUCGAGAGGCAGAUGCCUCUGAUCCAAGCCAGGAUACGAAGGAGCGCGACAAGGGCCGUUGGAGUGGGUUAUGAAUGGGUUACAGAACCUGAAAAGUGCACCAUCGAGUGGCCUGCCUCUCUGACACAGAAUCACAGGUCUUCUCGGUACUUUUGGUACGGUCACGACCACCUUUUCCGAGGUUUAUCUGCUACCAGUGUCGCCUUCAUCAAGGGAUGUGCCUCCAGUGAAGAGCAUGCUAGCACUGCUGGCGCUGCUUCUCAGCAUACCGGUACUACUGGUAGCGCUGGAGGUUUCAUGCCAGGAAUUGUAGUGGAAGAAGACAACUACUUUGAACGAGUGGAACACAUCCAAGAAAGCAGUUUUACAAAUAGAAACGAUCCACUCAUUGAGGGUCUUCUCCCAAGCUGUCAGUUCAUGGAAGGUACCUACGAUAUCAUCUACUACGGAGGGGAAUACAAAUAUUUCUUGCGACACCACCGCACAGCUCGAGGAACUCUAACCCUUAAAACAGCUUCAGUGGUACAGCAACCCACGGAUACCCAAGGUCAGCAACCAACAGAUGCCAAUACUUCAGCAAAUGCUACUACAAAUACCACCACCACAACAACAACAACAACAACAACCGAACGCCACGUGCUUCAAGGCACUGUGGAAAUGGAUCCCCAGAUGAGUGAGGAAAUAGAUGUUGUCCCGUACGGAGGCAACUUUAGCUUCGUAGAAACGGAUCGGUACCAACGCAUGGUGACACGAAAACACAUUCACCGCACCACACCCCAAGAAGAACCAUCACAACCUCCGACGGCGGCAGGUGUCGUUAGCCUCAAGGUCACCAGCGCCCCCACGGAACUAUUGCCAAUGAGAUACGGGGGUCAGAUCACUCCGAAUGUUUUCGUGGGGGAAAUGAAACUGCUUCGUCAGGAGAUGGCAAUCGGGCUACUGCAGGACUGUCCGCAACCCUGGGGGGAAAGCAAAGCCCGGGAUAAUGUCACUCGAUCUUCUACUCCCGCCACAGCCAAUCGCAGUGUGGCUGACUGUCAGACCAUGAUGCAAAAACGCAAGGAUACUUGCCUUUUAUGGAUGCGCCGGCAUUUGAGUAUUCUACCACCCGAAGUGGUGGUUCGUAUUGAUGAAUUUGUGUCACCGCCUCCUUUUUUCUUUUUGCAACAAGACGAUGUUGUUUUGAGUGUGGAUUGGUCCGGUGGCUUGCCCAGCUAUUCGGCUCAUUCUUGCUUGAUCGCGAGGAGACGGCGCUCUUCCUAA
This is a messenger RNA of Seminavis robusta, 1374 nucleotides long. The record is from the annotation of a GenBank genome assembly. NCBI's taxonomy places the organism in Eukaryota, Bacillariophyta, Bacillariophyceae, Naviculales, Naviculaceae.